Molecule: messenger RNA, 2916 nt
Organism: Lepus europaeus (European hare)
Lineage: Eukaryota; Metazoa; Chordata; Mammalia; Lagomorpha; Leporidae
Gene: RARB
Product: retinoic acid receptor beta
Exons: 8
Coding region: 295-1641 (448 amino acids)
Biological process (GO): regulation of transcription by RNA polymerase II; cellular response to corticotropin-releasing hormone stimulus; retinoic acid receptor signaling pathway
Cellular component (GO): nucleus; transcription regulator complex
Molecular function (GO): nuclear receptor activity; RNA polymerase II cis-regulatory region sequence-specific DNA binding; nuclear glucocorticoid receptor binding
Source: RefSeq, a predicted model, not a curated record
AGGCUUUCUACAAGCGUGCGCUUGGAAGGAGAACUUGGGACCUUCCUGGGAACCCCCCGCCCCGGCUGGAUUGGCCGAGCAAGCCUGGAAAAUGGUAAAUGAUCAUUUGGAUCAAUUACAGGCUUUUAGCUGGCUUGUCUGUCAUAAUUCAUGAUUCGGGGCUGGGAAAAGGACCAACAGCCUACGUGCCAAAAAAGGGGCAGAGUUUGAUGGAGUUGGGUGGACUUUUCUAUGCCAUUUGCCUCCACACCUAGAGGAUAAGCACUUUCACAGGCAUUCGGUGCAGGGGAGAUCAUGUUUGACUGUAUGGAUGUUCUGUCAGUGAGUCCUGGGCAAAUCCUGGAUUUCUACACGGCGAGUCCGUCUUCCUGUAUGCUCCAGGAGAAAGCUUUGAAAGCAUGCUUCAGUGGAUUGACCCAAACCGAGUGGCAGCAUCGGCACACUGCUCAAUCCAUCGAAACCCAGAGCACCAGCUCUGAGGAACUCGUGCCGAGCCCCCCGUCUCCACUGCCUCCCCCUCGCGUGUACAAGCCCUGCUUCGUCUGCCAGGACAAGUCUUCGGGGUACCACUAUGGGGUCAGCGCCUGUGAGGGCUGUAAGGGGUUUUUCCGCAGAAGUAUUCAGAAGAACAUGAUUUACACUUGUCACCGAGAUAAGAACUGUGUUAUUAAUAAAGUCACCAGGAAUCGAUGCCAGUACUGUCGGCUCCAGAAGUGCUUUGAAGUGGGAAUGUCCAAAGAAUCUGUCAGGAAUGACAGGAACAAGAAGAAGAAGGAGCCUUCAAAGCAGGAAUGCACAGAAAGCUAUGAAAUGACAGCCGAGCUGGACGAUCUCACAGAGAAGAUCCGCAAGGCUCACCAGGAAACCUUCCCCUCGCUCUGCCAGCUGGGCAAAUACACCACGAAUUCCAGUGCUGACCAUCGCGUCCGGCUGGACCUGGGCCUCUGGGACAAAUUCAGCGAGCUGGCCACCAAGUGCAUUAUUAAGAUUGUGGAGUUUGCUAAGCGUCUGCCCGGCUUCACUGGCUUGACCAUCGCAGACCAAAUCACCCUGCUCAAGGCCGCCUGCCUGGACAUCCUGAUUCUGAGAAUUUGCACCAGGUACACCCCAGAGCAAGACACUAUGACUUUCUCAGAUGGCCUUACCUUAAACCGAACUCAGAUGCACAAUGCUGGAUUUGGGCCUCUCACUGACCUCGUGUUCACCUUUGCCAACCAGCUCCUGCCUUUGGAAAUGGAUGACACAGAAACAGGCCUUCUCAGUGCCAUCUGCCUCAUCUGUGGAGACCGCCAGGACCUUGAAGAACCAACAAAAGUAGAUAAGCUACAAGAACCGCUGCUGGAAGCACUAAAAAUUUAUAUCAGAAAAAGACGACCCAGCAAGCCUCACAUGUUCCCAAAGAUCUUAAUGAAAAUCACGGAUCUCCGCAGCAUCAGUGCUAAAGGUGCAGAACGUGUAAUUACCUUGAAAAUGGAGAUUCCUGGAUCAAUGCCACCGCUCAUUCAGGAAAUGCUGGAGAAUUCGGAAGGACAUGAACCCUUGACCCCAAGUUCAAGUGGGAACACAGCAGAGCACAGUCCCAGCAUCUCACCCAGCUCAGUGGAAAACAGCGGGGUCAGUCAGUCACCACUGGUGCAAUAAGACAUUUUCCAGCUACUUCACACAUUCCCCAGAACCUUCAAUUCCAGGAUUUAAAAUGCAAGAAAAAACAUUUUUACUGCUGCUUAGUUUUUGGACUGAAAAUAUAUUAAAACUCGAGAAGGACCAAGAAGUUUUCAUAUGUAUCAAUAUAUAUCUUCCUCACUGUGUAACUUACUUAGAAAUACAGACUCUUCAAGUUCUAAAAUAUCAGCCAUUUCAUGCAACCAGAAACUAGUUAAAAGCUUCUAUUUUCCUCUUUGAACACUCAAGAAUGCAUGGCAAAGAUCCAGUCAAAAUGAUUUACCCAGUUAAGUUUCUGAAGACUUUGUACAUACAGAAAUGUUCUUUCUAUACUGUAUGUUUGGUGCUUUCCUUUUGUCUUGCAUACGCAAAAUAACCAAGACACCAAGGUUAUGAAACAGACUACUGUACAUGUCCACCUAAGAAAGUUUAAAAAGUUACUUGUCUGGCUUUCAUGGAAUAAUCAAGACAUCAAGGUAAGGAAACAGGACUGCUGUACAGUAUGACAACUGAAGACUAAUGGUAUUCUGAUUUAGUUAGUAUGGGAGCUUGUCCUUGCUCUUUUUGAUGCUCUCGGAUUGCAUCUUUUAUUUCAUGUUGCCCAGUAAAAGUAUACAAAUUGACUGCACUAGCAGAAGAGAAUUCUGUAUCGGUGUAACUGCCAGUUCAGUUAAUCAAACGUCAUUUGUUCAAUUGUUAUUGUCACUUUAAAUUAAAAGAAGUGGUUUAUUUCUUGUUUAAUGACAUAACUACAUGGUUUAAAAAAAAAAACACUACAUUUUUACAGUAAUGAUAGCCUCCAAGGCAAAAACACUUUUCAGUGUUAAUAAGUUUUUGUUUACCUGUUCACAAGCCAUUAGGGAAAUUUCAUGGGAUUAGUAGGCUGGUCUACCACCUGGACCAUGUAACUCUAGUGUCCUUCCUGGUUCAUGCCCAAUACUGGGAUUUUUCUCCAGCCUUCUUGAUGCCAAGGGGUUCACAUUAACUCCCAAAGGCAUGGGCAUAGAAUCUGCCGCCUCUGACCUUGUUCAAUCACUAUGAAGCAGAGUGAAAGCUGUGGUAGAGUGGUUAACAGAUACAAGUGUCAGUUUCUUAGUUCUCAUUUAAGCACUAGUGGAUUUUUUUUUUUUUUUGAUAUAUUAGCAAGUCUGUGAUGUACUUUCACUGGCUCUGUUUGUACAUUGAGAUUGUUUAACGAUGCUUUCUAUGUUCAUAUACUGUUUACCUUUUUCCAUGGAGUCUCCUGGCAAAGAA